CGGGCGGGGGCGCGGAAUGACCGGGGUGCUGGAGAGCCUAGUGCCGGACAUGCACGCCAGCCAGAUCUCCGCCGGCAGCUACCACCAACACGGAGGCCUACACAAGCCGCAGGAGUCUCCCACGCUGCCCGUCUCCACGGCCACCGACAGCAGUUACUACACCAACCAGCAGCACGGGGCGGCUGGCGGGCCGCCCUACGGCCCGGUGGGCUCCUACCCCUACGCGGGCAGCGGUACCGCCCCCUACUCGGCCAAGGCCGGCUACGACCUGGGCUAUGCGGGCGCCUACGGCUCCUACGGUCCCUACGGCAGCAGGGCCUCUCUGGCCAACAACGACUCCGCAGAGAAGGAAGAUUGCGAGCCGGAGAUCAGGAUCGUGAACGGGAAGCCGAAGAAAGUGCGGAAGCCUCGGACCAUCUACUCCAGCUUCCAGCUGGCGGCUCUACAGCGGCGCUUCCAGAAAACCCAGUACCUCGCCCUGCCCGAGAGAGCGGAGCUGGCGGCCUCCCUCGGCCUCACACAGACGCAGGUGAAGAUCUGGUUUCAGAACCGCCGUUCCAAGUUCAAGAAGAUGUGGAAGAGUGGCGAGAUCCCGGCGGAGCCGCCUCCACGCCGCAGCACUUCGCCGCCGCCUCCCACUUCGCCCCCUGCCUGGGAUUUCGCUCCGCACCCGCGCACGGCGGGCAGCACCGGCACCGCCAGCCCCAGCCCCGCCGCCGCUUUCCUCGGCAGCUACUCGUGGUACCCGCCGGCGCCCGGCCCCGUCCCGCAGCCGACGCAGCCGCCGCAUCACCACGGCAGCGGCAUUUUUUAGCCGCCGCAGAGACUUGGGCCCGCGGGGCCGUGCCCGGCAGCCGCUGGGCACCGAGCUGCAGCACCGGUGUUUUGGCGAAGCCUGGCUCUGGCCGUUCUCGAGGAAAGGAACCGCUCCGCGCCCCGUCUUGUUCCGUCGCGCCACCGGCGGGGGGCCCCCGUGUGCGCUCAGGCCGGCGGGGUCUGUCCUCCUGCUCCCCAAAAGAACCAGGCUGCGGAACAAGCACCCACCUCCUCUCCCUCCCUCUUCCUUGGCUCUUUCGUCAAACCACGGGUGCAGAACUUUGAUUAAUUCUUGAUUUUUUAUUUUUUUAAAGUCGUUAGGUG
Messenger RNA from Calypte anna (Anna's hummingbird), 1140 nucleotides. RefSeq names its product distal-less homeobox 2 (gene DLX2). The transcript is spliced from 3 exons. The record is from RefSeq and is a predicted model, not a curated record. Gene Ontology annotation, biological process: embryo development; negative regulation of transcription by RNA polymerase II; cell differentiation. Lineage: Eukaryota; Metazoa; Chordata; Aves; Apodiformes; Trochilidae. Gene Ontology annotation, molecular function: DNA-binding transcription factor activity, RNA polymerase II-specific; RNA polymerase II cis-regulatory region sequence-specific DNA binding. Bases 17 to 814 code for a protein of 265 amino acids.